Messenger RNA from Auxenochlorella protothecoides, 639 nucleotides. RefSeq names its product Putative uridine kinase. Bases 1 to 639 code for a protein of 212 amino acids. Lineage: Eukaryota; Viridiplantae; Chlorophyta; Trebouxiophyceae; Chlorellales; Chlorellaceae. The transcript has 3 exons. The record is from RefSeq and is a predicted model, not a curated record. Gene Ontology annotation, cellular component: cytoplasm.
AUGACCACCGCCCUGCGCAGGAGGUACCUGGUGGGCAUUGCUGGGGUGCCCGGGUCAGGCAAAUCGACGCUCGCGGCGCAUCUCCAGGCGCGCAUAAACGCCCUGACAGGCGGGGCGGUGGCGGCCGCGGUCCCCAUGGAUGGCUACCACCUGACCCGCGCCCAGCUGGACGCCAUGCCAGACCCAGAGGAGGCGCACAUGCGCAGGGGGGCGCCCUGGACCUUUGACCCGGGGUCCUACCUCGCCACCCUGCGCUCCCUGAGGACGCCUGGCGCCGGCUCGCAGGCCUGCCCAUCGUUUGACCACGGGGUGGGCGACCCCCGCCCAGGCGACGUCCAGGUGGAGCCGCACCACAGCAUCAUCCUGACGGAGGGCAACUACCUGCUCAUAGGCAGGCACACGUUGUAUGAGGCGCCGUGGCGCGAGGUCCGGGACGUCUUGGACGCCUGCAUCUUCCUCGCCUGCGACCUGGAGGUCGCCAUGCGUCGCGUCACGCGCCGCCAAGUGGCCAACGGCGCCAGCCUGGAGGCCGCGCGGGCGCGGGUGGCGUCCAACGACCUCCCCAACGCCCGGCUGGUGGCCGCGAGCUCGGGCAGGGCAUGCUGGCUGGUGCCCUCCAUCCCCCACGCCGCCGAGUGA